AUGUUCUCACUUCAGAAGCUCCUUGUGGCCCUGCCUCUCUUGGCCACCACGGUGCUUUCAACUGCCCAGAACGAUGGCACACAUGCUUUGUCAAAGAGGCAGACGACAGAUCGUUAUGUCUUUUGUCAUUUCAUGAUUGGCAUCGUGAGUGAUCGGCAAAGCUCUGCCGACUACGACGCCGAUAUGCAACGUGCCAAGUCGUUGGGAAUAUCCGCGUUCGCACUCAAUAUCGGCGUCGACGACUUUACGGACACUCAACUGAAUUACGCGUACGAGUCCGCCGCUAAUAACGACAUGAACGUCUUCAUAUCCUUUGACUUCAACUGGUGGUCUACCAGCCAGGGCACAGAGAUUGGUGAAGUGAUAGCUCAAUACGCUGGCAUGAACGCUCAGUUGAUGGUGGAUGACAAAGUGUUUGUGUCAUCCUUUGCCGGAGAUGGCGUAGAUGUCGCCGCGAUACGUGAUGCCGCAGGUGUGGACAUCUUCUUCGCUCCGAAUUUCUCACCAGGGCUAGCUGACUUCAGCACAAUCGAUGCGGCACUCAACUGGUUGGCGUGGCCCAACAACGGCGACAACAAGGCUCCCACUCCUGGUGCGAAUGUGACAGUUGAAGAUGGAGAUAAUAGCUACAUCGCCGCAUUGGGCUCCGUGGAUACAUACAUAGCACCGGUCUCGGCAUGGUUCAGUACCCACUUCGGCGCCGAGGUGUCAUACUCCAAGAAUUGGGUAUUCCCAAGUGAUCUUCUCUGGUACACCCGAUGGAAUGAGAUCUUGAGCCUGGGCCCUAGGUUUAUCGAGGUCAUUACUUGGAAUGAUUAUGGAGAAUCGCACUACAUCGGCCCUCUAAACUCACCGCACUACGACGAUGGAAACUCCAAGUGGACCAACGACGUGCCUCAUGACGGUUGGCUCGAUGUGGCCAAGCCCUUCAUUGAGGCGUUCCUGGACGGGGAGACUUCUGCAGACAGCUACGUGACGAGCGAUGAGAUGGUCUACUGGUACCGCCAGAACCUCAAGAGCCUCGACUGCGAUGCAACCGACACAUGCACGGCAGCGGGUGAUGUCAACAACGCCUCGGGCAACUACUUUGUGGGGAAGCCCAACGGAUAUGAAGAUGUGUCCGAUUCCGUCUUUGUCGUGGCCAUGCUCACUGAGGCUGGGACGGUGACGGUCCAGUCGGGAAGCCAAGUCCAAGAAUUCGCCGCUCCGGCGGGUAUCUCGGCGUACCAGAUCGACAUGGAGCUGGGUUCGCAGAAAUUCUUCCUGGCCAGAAAUGGCGAGACCGUUCUAAGCGGCCAGAGCCUGAAGGACAUCACAGAUGUCUGCAACUGUGGCAUCUAUAACUUCAACGCCUAUGUGGGCACGCUGCCAGAAAGCACGCCCUUGCCAGACCAGCUACAGCCUGACGGUCUCAACUCCCUCACAGUGAGCCUGUCGGUCACGACCUGCGUUGCCACACCUUCGCUCGGCACAGUGACAGUGACGCCAACCUCGACGCCUGCAGUCACUAUUGGCUCCAGUGUAGCCACAUCCAGCAGUACCACGGUAUCCCAGACGACUUCGACGGCGCAGUCUUCAAGCACCACGAGUCCGACGGUGACGAGCACAUUCACAACGGCAACUACAACCUCAUCCACCACGGCGUCAGCCACACCUUCUGGAGUCUGUAUCUCAGGGACAGGAGCUGGCAAUUAUGAGGGUCUGUGUAGUUUCUGUUGUUAUUACGGGUACUGUCCUACUGGCGUUUGUACGUGUACAGCCUAUAGCUCGACUGGCAACACGGCCCCUGCAACGACUGGUACCGACUGCAUACCAUUGAGCGAUGAGGACGACUCAUACCUCGGAUUGUGCUCGUAUGCAGGCAACCAUGGCUAUUGUCCUAAUACUGCCUGUCAGGUUUCCUCUUGA
Molecule: messenger RNA, 1908 nt
Organism: Cryphonectria parasitica EP155
Lineage: Eukaryota; Fungi; Ascomycota; Sordariomycetes; Diaporthales; Cryphonectriaceae
Product: glycoside hydrolase family 71 /Carbohydrate-binding module family 24
Exons: 7
Coding region: 1-1908 (635 amino acids)
Biological process (GO): mating projection tip cell wall disassembly
Molecular function (GO): glucan endo-1,3-alpha-glucosidase activity
Source: RefSeq, a predicted model, not a curated record